UUUUAUUAAAAUGUUGCAGACAAAGUUGUUCAACUGAGAAUCAACAUGGAAACAUGUUGCUGCUCUGUUUCUUCUUCUUUUCGUUAUUUAUUGAUGAAAACAGAGAAACUUCCUCCUGUCGGUUCAGAGUAACUCAUGUCCGCAGCUUCCGUGUUCGUCCCAUGGGACCUGAAGCCCCUUCAGCACAGAGCACAGGUCUCCACCUCCACACACGCGGAGUCAGUCUGACCGGUGUGAUGGGGUCUCACAGAGGGGGGGUACAGGUCCCGUAUUCAGAGGAUUAUUCCACACUGGUCUGUGCUGUUCUGAUGCUGAGUGAAGUCAGACCCUCCGGAAAAUACCGACGGAGGCGGACGGAACGAUCCGGAUUAUCGCGCUCUGAGAGCGGAGAGGAGUCCGGCUGCAGCCCGGCGGAGAGAGAGACCAGACGGCUGUCAGAGAGCAGAGAGCGCGGUCAGAGACCUAGAGAGGUGACAGUGAGGCCUGGAGAGGACGUAACACUUCAGUGUCAGGGUCCCAGAGACUCCACCAUCACACUGUUAGAGUGGAUCAGACCUGACCUGAAGUCAGACGGUUACGUCUUCUUCUACCGCAACGACCGUCCUUAUGAAAACUACCAGCAUCCGUCUUUCCGUGGUCGAGUGAAGCUGAGAGAUAAAUCCCUCUUGAAGGACGGAGACAUGUCUGUGAUUCUGAAGAACGUCACUGACCAGGACUCUGGAGCGUACGAGUGUCGAAUUAUCAGCAGCGCAAUGGAGGGAAAUGAGAGAACGUACAAAGAGGUCAGGGACCUCAUCAACCUAACAGUUACACACUCAGGUCAGUUGGUAGAGUCCAGACUCAGGUGAAAACGUGGUGACUGGAGCAGACACUGACAAACUGAUCACAGACAGAGGGAAUGAAGGAGGACCUUCUAUGCAGAUAGUGGGUGUGACAGUUGGUGUGUUCGUUGUUGCUGGUAUUGUUGGUGUUGGUUAUAUGAUCUGUAGAAAACGUAAAGAAAACAGAGAGCCGUCAUAUGGCGGCGUCAUGGCAUGAAAUGUUGACAGUAACGCUGAUGAUGGUGAAAUCUUUGGAACAGUCUCUCAGCUCAUCCUCCGUCUGAGCCUUUAUUUUGGAGGAAGGUUUGUGUUUUAUAGAUCUGUACCUGCUCUUUGCAUUGAUGUGGUUGACUGCAAAGUUUCCUCCAUUUUAAACCAGAGAGAAUCAGCUGGGCAGGACAGAAUCUGUGACCAAAUUAUAUGGACAUGUGCAAUGUAUAACAACCCUCAGCACUUUCACUUCUAUUCAGUGGAGUAACUUUCAUUUUCUGUUACUAACUUUAAUGUAACUAUGCUAAACUGUAUAAUAAUUUAUCAUAAAAUAAGGUCACGUCAAAUAUAAAAUCAAAACACUAGAAAUUAACUUCAAAAUCUAAAUCAAGUCCUGUGAAAUCCUGUGUUACAUUUUUCCAAGUUGCAUUUCAAAUCAUAACCCAGGGAGAACUUUAAAAGGUUAAACCACUGUGUUAGAAGAGCUUCUCACUGUUCAGGGAUCAGCUGAUGUUUUUAAUGUGUUUAUUUCCUGUACAUAAUACAUUUCUAUUUCACUGUUUGUCCUGUGUGUACAGAUUGUGUUGUUAAUUUUUUGUCUUUAUGGAUUAAAUCACUCUGUUCUGCUUUCAUUAAUAAAUUUUAGUUUUCAA
Molecule: messenger RNA, 1684 nt
Organism: Lates calcarifer (barramundi perch)
Lineage: Eukaryota; Metazoa; Chordata; Actinopteri; Centropomidae
Exons: 3
Coding region: 54-848 (264 amino acids)
Source: RefSeq, a predicted model, not a curated record